This is a messenger RNA of Nilaparvata lugens (brown planthopper), 2171 nucleotides long. RefSeq names its product heparan-alpha-glucosaminide N-acetyltransferase (gene Hgsnat). The record is from RefSeq and is a predicted model, not a curated record. Bases 393 to 2087 code for a protein of 564 amino acids. The transcript has 14 exons. NCBI's taxonomy places the organism in Eukaryota, Metazoa, Arthropoda, Insecta, Hemiptera, Delphacidae.
ACAGUCACUCUCCCACUGAACUCGGAGGUGGAAGCAGUGCAGCUCUGACAAGUGGUUGGUCUAGUUUCGUGACGUGAGUCGGUAGUGUUCGUUGUACGCUGUACACUAUCCAGUUGUGAGUUGAGUGUGUUGUGAACGGUGCUUGCAACUUAGCUGCUUUGCCAGCCAGGCCAGUGACUGCUUCACAAGUGAAAGGUUGGAAGGCGGCUUUUUGAACUUUUUGUCGCCAAACGAAUAGAGCAGCGCGGGAGUUACACUACUCGUGCAGUAGGUAAGAUAUAUCAUGUUCUCAAAUAAAAAAUAUUGAAUGCCGUAUGUAUAUAGUGUAAAACAGGUACAAUAACUGCAACCGCCCUCAUAAAAACUGUGAAUAGGAAUUCAACUGACCAAAAAUGUCGUCGUGGUGGGAGGAUCCUGGAUCCACAGUCUUCAAAGAUCUGGAUUUUAGAGAUCUGAAUGUAGAUGAAGCAUAUCUGACCAUCAAAGACUUGGAAGAGAAACACUUCAGUCUAUACUCUCUCUCAGAGGAUUGCUACAAGUGUCCCUUCUCUCUUGUAUCAGAAUUGAAAAAUCGCACAGGCAGAUUCAUUGUGAACACAAAAAAUAAUGUAACUUGGAGGCUGUACUCUAGAAAAGAUCCUACAAUUUUUGCCAACGAUACAAGACUCUUAUUCUGUGAAGACUCUCCAGAUAAUUUCGGAGAGUUUGGCGUUUAUGAAUGGCAUGUACUGAAUGAGAAAUGCGAUCUUAUAACUGCAAAACAGCCCGUCAGUAUUCGUUUACCUCUCAUAAUGAUUUGUUUUUUACUGUUGAUAAUGUCUUCAUUCUAUUACUUGGUAUUCCAUGUAAUUUGCAAACCAAGCAAGAAAAAACACCAAGAAAAUGAGGAAACCAGGAAUGACAGAAGACGGAUAAAAGCCAUUGAUACGUUCAGAGGGAUCUGUAUUCUAUCGAUGAUUUUCAUCAAUGAUGGAGGUGGUGCUUAUUGGUUUUUCAAUCACGCCACAUGGAAUGGCCUGCUGCCAGCUGAUUUUAUAUUUCCAUGGUUCCUAUGGAUAAUGGGGGUAUGCAUACCAAUAUCAUUGAAGUCACAGAGAAAAAAAGCAAUUUCUCGUUGUAGCACUUUUCAAGCCAUAAUCAAGAGGACAAUUAUCCUAUUCACUGCAGGACUUGCCCUCAACACAAUCGUUGCUGGACCAUCUUUAAAACACUUGAGGAUUUUUGGAGUCAUGCAACGUCUGGCUGUGUCCUACUUUGCCACAGCCACUGUGUCAAAUUUCUUCACAUUUGGCUCUUAUGACACAUCAGAUAAGGGCAAGUUUAGAAGAUAUUCGAACGAUGUAUUAAUGCUGAUUCCUCAAUGGAUAAUCUUCUCAUGCAUAUUGGCUGUACAUAUUUACUUGACAUUCUUUUACCCUGUACCAGGAUGUCCACUAGGCUACCUGGGUCCUGGAGGAUUACAUGAGAAUGGAAUGUUCAGCAAUUGCACAGGUGGAGCAGCAGGCUAUUUUGACACCAUCAUUCUGGGAGUGAACCACAUCUUCCAAAAUAACGAAAUCAUUCGUGUUUAUGGGUCACAGAGCUUUGAUCCAGAAGGGCUCUUGGGUUGUCUGACAUCUAUUUUCCAAACGUUUUUGGGAGUGCAAGCUGGUGCUAUAAUGAUCUACCAUAAGAGCCCAGAAGGGCGCCUGAAAAGAUGGCUCACAUGGUCAGUUCUGUUGAUUGUCGUGGGUCUCAUCUUGUGUCAACUGAGGAUCAAUGGAGGUUGGAUUCCAUUGAAUAAGAACUUAUGGUCCGUAUCAUUUGUUAUGAUAACAUCCGGCUUUGGCUUCGCACUUCUUAGUUUCUGUUACUUCAUCAUCGACCAUUGUCAAUACUGGAAUGGAUCUCCUUUCUUUUUUCCAGGUAUGAAUUCGUUCCUGCUCUACUGCGGUCAUGAGGUCACAUACAAGAUGUUCCCCUGGCAUUACAGUAUCGGCUCGAUGAAUACACAUUUCAUGCUGACCAUUGAAGCUCUUUGGGGAACAGCAGUCUGGGCUGUCAUUUCAUACAUGUUGUACAAAAACAAAUUCUUCUUGACUAUUUAAUAUAUUUAUGAUGUCAAGAAUUGUCUCAAAUCUAAUGUACGCAUUAAUCAAGUCAAUAAAUAUUAUGUUUUGUAUUACACCGUU